This is a messenger RNA of Armigeres subalbatus, 10434 nucleotides long. Its product is annotated as high affinity cGMP-specific 3',5'-cyclic phosphodiesterase 9A. Gene Ontology annotation, biological process: signal transduction; cGMP catabolic process. Bases 3643 to 7827 code for a protein of 1394 amino acids. Gene Ontology annotation, molecular function: 3',5'-cyclic-GMP phosphodiesterase activity. The record is from RefSeq and is a predicted model, not a curated record. The transcript has 16 exons. NCBI's taxonomy places the organism in Eukaryota, Metazoa, Arthropoda, Insecta, Diptera, Culicidae.
AGUAGCAGUGGAGUCACUGGCGCGGAUGGACGUGUUUGGUGUUUGAAAUUCUAACUUAACCUGACCCGGGUGGUUAACUGUUUGUGUUCUUUUAGCAACAACUGCGGUUCUGCGGGUUUCGAUAACUGUAGAACGUUCCCUUGCCCUAUGGAUUCUGUGGCUGUGCAACAGCGGUUUUUGAUGAAUGGUUAAUUCGAAUAAAUGGGACAAAAUUGUUUUCGAAACAGAAGAGUCAGAACUAGUGCAUACACUAACAGGUCGCGGUGGACCACACGAAGAGAGAUAAAGAAUACGAGAGCAAGAGAAGGAGAGCGAGUUGCAAGAUAAGAGCAAGAAGCGCGGUGAACGUGGUUUGGGCGAUUCGAGGGGGCGACGAGGCAUCCUGCACCCCUGAAAGGGGUUACAGAACGGGGGGAAUGUUUAUAAAUUAAUAUUAAUUCAAUCAACAAGAACGAGUGUGACGAAAAGGCUAGAAGAAGCGAGAUCUGUCAUUUGGGCAGUUAAACAACUCGAGCUUAUAACUGAGAAUCGCCAAAGUUUGAACGGUGCAUGCGGGUCGGGGUUAGAUGCAGCGUUUCAUGGAGCAGAUUCAAGUCUGGCAGUGGUUGGCAAUGUGAAUCCGAGUGAAGUGAAUGCGAUCGCAAACGGGUGUUCUUGCUGAGGCGUUUGCGCAAACGCACAAUACGCAUACGCAUCCCACGUUUUGAACCCAAAUGUGUCCCCUAAUUGUGUCAUGUUCAGAAACAAUUUGUGUUUUGAGUGUGCAGAGUAGAGAGAGUACGAAUGUGACUUUUUGUAGCAUCACCAUAACCAGCGUAUGGAAGACGAGAUCGGGAACGGAUGCUGUAGGAGGACCUUCCAUCCACACCAGAUAGUUCCUACAAAGUAUUUUGGUGAAGUACACGCGUGAAGAUCUAACUCGUUUGUUUGGAAUACGGAGUAUGCUCUCAACAACCAACGUAAACAACAGUCGCGGCAUAUGCAAACAGUGCCAAAUUUGCAAAUAAUCAAACAGGCAAUUCCGCUGCACCGCACGAUAGUAACCGGAGUAACAGCUGGCUCCCGCCAGUGGCUGUUUAUAGGAACGGUUAUUCGAACGAAAGCAUACUAACGACGACGUCUGCGUUUGGGUGGCUAGAAAUGCGAUAGAAAAGAGAACAUGCAAGUGGAAUGCACGCACUUCUCGCAUUUGCCAGCGACAGAAGAAGCUAAGUGUCGCCAGAAGUAAGUUGGUACGAAAGGAAAGUGACCAUCCCAUCAUCGAUCGGAGUCAGUGGCCAGCCACGUAAACCUGCGCCACGACGGGUCGCCGCCGUCCUCGUUGUCGCCACAGAUUGAGAUUGAUUAGGCGACGAAGCCCUUUUCCUUCGCACUGACUACGAGAUACGGCCCAUCCUCUUCUGCAGGCCCGUGUGGUGGAUGCAAAUCAAAGCAUCCGAACACAAGUCGCCCCUCGUGUGUUAUCAUCGUUGCCUGUGCACCAGUAGAAGUGAUAGUAAGUGGCAACCACUCAGUAAAUACGCGUUGCGCGAGUUAGUGUCGCCUUAAUAAUAGUGGAGAAGACGCUGCGAAAUAAGAAGUGAUCAGUGCGAAGAAGACUCGAGCCGGGAGAAAACGAGGUCCGGUCCCGGUGCAGCAGCAGCAGCAGCUGGUAGGGCGAGGUGAGGUUCCACUGAAGAUGAAGAAGUGUGGCACAUGCAUGCAAGAUCAUUGAUCUAUCGGUUUUAUUUAUUGCGCUGUUUACUGAUUUCGGUGUGUUGUUUGCCGUUGGCCGCUGAGCUGCGAAUAAGCGAGCGAGUAACGUGUAGGAGAGUGAGUGAACUGAAGACGCAGGACGACGCCCGGCCCGGCAACGCGACGUGAAGACGACACGGGAAGAGAAGAGGAUGCUGAACGUCGAGAAUGUGUGACGAUGGCGGGCUGGCUUGAAGGGUGACUGUCGGUAGCAGCAGUGCAGGGCGAGGACGGAGGUGACCGGUUCUACAUACGUGCUGCUGUAGUACAGUUUGGGUGCCAUAUCUCGGUCGAGGAGUGCUGCUAGUGUGUGCUCUCGAGAAGAAGUGCGUUCUGAGUCGUGCCGAUUGUGGUAGCGAAGGAUAGAGUGACCAACCAGCGGAGACGGGAAAGGGGGGUGAAUUAUUGGUGCGGGAAGUCUGAUGUGUGAUUGAGCUGAUGUUUUAGUUGUGAGACGCAGCAGCGGAUUUUAAAUUUAACUGACGAGCUGCAAGUGGUUUUGGAAUAUGGAUACUGGUUGGAUGUGGGCAUUUCACCUGAAACUGGAUUAAGGAUUCAAGUGAUGAAGUUCAUGUUAAAGAGAUGGCAUUGAUUUGGAGCACACUUAAACCAAACGAACGUUCCCCACACCUCUGAACAGUUUAUGAACGAGUAGAGAGAAAGAAGAAGAAAAAACGAAUAUUUCCCUAACAAAAAGGCUCAUUGCAGCAACCACCACCCACCGAUCCAAUCGUUCGCGUUCAUAUAAAUAAGUGCUAUACGUUGUUGUCCUGCUGUGCUGUCAGUGUUGUAAGUGUUUGUCAUUCUGCCCUCUUGGUCGUCGUAUGUGUGUUUGCUAGUGUUAAUAUCGAAAAGUAGUACGUACGAUUACGUCAGCAGAAGCGCGCGGAAGCUCACAGAGGAAGUCCUUUGAAGAACAAGUCUGUGGUUCGCACAAAAAAAUAAUAAUAAGUUAGACAAAAUCGAAAGCCCAAAUUAAAGGGUAAACUUUUGGGGGAUUUUGCGCCAGAAAGGCAGUGACCGAAAAAGUUCGAACCAUAGUCGGCAACCGAACCGAGAAUUGGAAAAAGGCAGUAGGAGCGAGUAAUGCUGAUUUAUAACAAUUUUGUCUUUAUUGAGUGAAACUGCUCGUUAGCGCGGAAGGACUCCCUGAGACGAGCGUGUGAGCGCAACGGAACAUGAACUGUAUCGCAGGGAAGACAUAGAUAAUAAGCGGAGUGAAAGAUUGGUACGAACAACGGGGGCAAAGGAUCACAACACAGAGAGGGAAAGUGGAAAAGUUUCUUUAUUUAUGGUCGUUGGCGAAAAGCUCGAACGGGAUUGACGAAAGUGGUACUAAGGUGCAGGGAAGUGAAGACUAGUCGAUAUUCGAGAAGCAAAAGAAGAAGAAGAAAAAGAAAAACAGUGCGGAGGAGUGAAAGGAGAUAUUUGAAGAGGAGAGUCGUGGUUUCGCAAGGCAGAACCAGGCGUUGAUAGUCAACCAGUUAAGUGUCUGGCUCUGUGAAGAUCUGUGUGUAGAUUUCAGUGUAUACGUUUCGAUGCCAUUAUUACAGACUACAUUAUGGAAAAUUAUAGCUAGAGGAGUGUCGCUCGCGGUGACGGCGCUCGGAAAGGAGACAAAAGAAGGAUAAAUCGUUCACCUGGAAACCAACCGACCGGGGAGAAGCCGUAAGAUCUGCGAGAUAUUAUCAACGUCAAUUCCUCCCAUCACAAUCAAAGAUCCAUCCAUCCCCACCAGCAUUGAAUGACAAUCGACCAGAAAUACAGUUGCUUCCGCUCGUUUGAUCUGCGCCUGCACUUAGUACCCGUAGCCGUCCUGGACCGCAUCCACUGCAUUAAAUACUGCCCGCAGGCCAUCGGGCCGCGCAUUAAUCUUCUUUGCCUCGAGGCACCGCCGGAUCAGCUCGAAUGUUCCACAAAGCUCCAGACGGCCACCGCGGAGUAGAUGUGAAGCUGUUGGCCGAGCUGGGAUAUUUAGCGGAUCGAUUAAGAAACCACGAACAGCGCUGGGAGCUGGCUGAGCUAAAAGACCUUCACAAGCGAAUAGUACUGAGCUUUGAUGAACUUCCGUUGAAUGUGGUCCGUGCGUCAGAGGACGAUCAGUUACGGCCUGUUCAGUCGGAACUUCACGGGCGCUCACAACUGCAGCAGGAAGUCGAGAGAGCGGCGGAAGCGGCGCAGGAAGUGGAAGCCACCAAGAGGAAGCAGCGCCUCCAGCGAAUACAGCAAUCCACCCAACCGAGUUCAUGUGACGACGUCGACCAUGCCAAACUAGUUCAGUUAGAAGACUUUCUCAUCUCAUUCUACCGUAGUUACGCCGAGACUCACAAAGCCAGCCCGAAGUGCAAAAAGACUAAGAAGCCACGUAACGCGGGAACCAAAGAAAAGGCGUUUCCCUUCUUGCUGUCAUCUUCGUCGCGACCAUCAAUCACGUCUUCAUCUAGUUCGACCGAGGCCGGACCUCGAGAACAGUGUGACAUCCAGCGUGCCACGGCUUCCGCCAGCGACGAUAACCAGCCAAAGCAGCUUCACCCGGAACAAUCAUUCAAUACAUCGCAGGCCGAUCGUACUAUGAACCAGGAUCGCGAACCCGAAGAUCCUAACGCAGUAGUUAUCGAACCCGCACAAGCCACCGACGAACCGACGUCAACGCCCAACGACGAAGACGAAGAUAAACAGCACAAACAGACCAAUAUCGAAGACAAUCAAAACGAUGCCAAACCACUCGACAGCCCCAGCCGUAGUCCUGGCAGCUGUCCAACGACGCCGCAGCGAUCGCUCACGAGACCCACCGCGGAUAGCACAACCAAAGACGACGACGAGGACGCAACGACGACGACGACGACAACGACAACGACCACGGCUUCACCCAGCCAGCAGACUGUAGUCAAUGUCGAGGACGCGGAUCCCCACGACCAGAAACGACCCUCCCUAGACGCGCCAACGUCUUCCUCCAUCACGGCUCCCCGACAUGGGAUGGGAGUGGGUUGCGGCGAUGGUGACAGCACCGAACCGGACGAGGAAGAAGACGACGAUGAUGAUGAGGUGACGCACUGCGGGGGAAGCUUCGGGGUGGACUCGAUCGAGCGUAACAAGCUGAGGAAGAGAAUCUCGGAACUGGCGAAUAAUUUUGCCAGUGCCAAGCAGUUUCAACAGAUGUGCGACAACAUCGAUGCGAUCAAAGAUGUUGAGCUGAGGGCUUUGAUCCGGGAGCUGAAGCGGAAGAUCGAUUUCGCCGAGCGGAUGAAUUGGUUAUGUCUCUCCAGUCGGCCCCGCUGUCCGCCGCUCCGGAAGACGAGCCUGCCGAAGCACUCGGACGUGAAGAAGCGCUUCCUGGAAAUCGCCGACACGACGCUGCCGGACGAGGUGAAAGCCGCCCUCCGGCUGCCGGCGUUCGAUUCCUACGAGUGGGAGGACUGGGACGUGAUUCACCUGAUGCAGACCAUGUUCGUCGAGCUGAACCUGCUGGAGAAGUUUCAAAUCCCCCGGGACACGCUGCGGGAGUGGCUGUACGAGGUCUACAAGCACUACAACGACGUCCCGUUCCACAACUACCGGCACUGUUUCUGCGUGGCGCAGAUGAUGUACGCCAUGACUUGGCACACGAAUCUGGUGCAGCGGCUGGGCGAACUGGAGGUGCUGAUCCUGUUGGUAUCCUGCAUCUGCCACGACCUGGACCAUCCCGGCUACAACAACAUCUACCAGAUCAAUGCCAGGACCGAACUCGCACUCAGAUACAAUGACAUUUCUCCGCUGGAGAACCAUCACUGUUCGAUUGCAUUCCGGCUGCUGGAGCAUCCGGAUUGCAAUAUUUUCCGCAACAUGAGCAAGGACUUGUAUAAAGACGUACGUGAAGGCAUUAUUCGUUGCAUUUUGGCCACGGACAUGGCUCGUCACAAUGAAAUCCUUACGCAGUUCCAAGAGGCUACCCCCAUUUUCGACUACAACAAUAAAGUUCACACUAAUCUGCUCUGCAUGGUGCUAAUCAAGGUGGCGGACAUCUCAAACGAGGCCCGCCCCAUGGACGUGGCCGAACCGUGGCUGGACCGGCUGCUGCAGGAGUUCUUCGCCCAAAGUGCCGCCGAAAAAUCCGAAGGCCUUCCCGUUACGCCCUUCAUGGACCCGGACAAGGUUAGCAAACCGGGCAGUCAGGUGCGGUUCAUCGGGUUGGUGCUGCUUCCGCUGUUCGAGGCCCUCGGUGAGCUGCUACCGGAGUUGACCGACCUGAUCAUCACCCCGGUGCGGGUAGCGUUGGAUUACUACAAAAAGCUGAACGACGUUGCCACCAGAGCGCGCCGUUCGAUCGCAGAACCAGAACAAUCGUCGGAGAACAACAGUACGGCCACAACGGGAACAACGGGAACCGCCACGGCUGGAACCGGCGUCAGCAGCGGAACGACAACGUGUGGAACGGGAACCGGUGCCGGAACGGGAACCGGAACGCCAGGACUGGGAACCAGCUCGGCCGGCUCGCCCCAGCUGCCACGGUCGCAGAGCGGCAUCAGCGUGAAAUCCAGACGUAGUAUCCUCUCGCAAACAUCCGCCUCUAGAACAUCUGUUGAUGAGCCUAUUUUAAUUACAGCCGAACUGCACGAUUUGCCGGAGGGCAGCGAGAGUGGGGACUCAGAGACGGCCACCGAAGUGGAUGUUGCGGAAAAAACAUCCAGAUUUAAGGUGGACACUGAGAGUAGCCACCGCAAGCAAUCGCACCCGAGCUCCCGAAAGGGGAGCCGCGAGAAGCGCCCGUCGAUGAUCGGCGAGUACUAUACGACAGGUACGCGCAUUCGUGGCUCCCACGGCAACAUUCAGCAUACUAAUCGAACGUAUUUUGGUUCAAAUCGCGCUAUUAGCUUAGACCAGUACAGUAACAGCCGCCGGAUGUCCGAUGGCAUUCAGAUACAGACCGUAGUGUCGGACAAUAGCGUGUACUACCAUCAACGGCAGCACCGGAGUCUGGAGCAUGAUUCUAUCGGUGGCGGCGGAAUGUACUCGUCGUCGGACCGCAGCACAAGUCUAAACAGUAGUAAUGAGCAGCAGCAGCUGCUCCAGCAAUUACAACAGCAUCAUCAACAUCAGCAACAACAACAACAACCACAGGGGCCAUUUCAAUCUAGUCAUCAUGCGCAUUUUCACCAUCACCAUCACUACCAGCAAGCGGCGGCUGCUCUGCAUCAACUACGGGCGGUCCAAGACUGCGAAAAUAUGAACAUAAGUGUGCCAUCAACGACGCCUUCAUCUAUCGUGAAUUCCGGGAAGCUAUACGGGAAUAUGAACAAUAACAACAACAGUAGCAACAACAAUAAAAACAUUGGAAAGAAGAUGAACUGGUGUCAGCAGCAGAAGCUGGAGAAGAUAAGAAACGUGAGUAAUAACAAUAACACUGGAGUCGGAGCAGGAGAAGGACAAGGAAACUAUGGAACAAGUAGUACAGCGGGGAAAGUUGGAUGCGGAGGUAUGAAUGGGACGAACGGAACGGCGUCAAAAUCAAUCAUAUCAAGACUGAAACAACUGACUGGAAGAUUGAGCUUUAAUUUUGACUCGAAGGAAUCCAAGAAGCCGCAGGUAACGGCUGUAGAAUGUGCGGAAAAUACUGGGGAGUCAAAUCAGACGAGUGGAUCGGGAAAGGGUAGCAUCAGUGUUUGCUUGCAGAACAAGACACGUCUAUUGGAGAAAUCUAAGACUGUAGAUGUAGGAGGGACGGUGGCAAUUUGUGAUGGAGGGGAAGGACUUGGAGAGUACUGUUGUGCCGCUGGAGUUAUAUUGAAUCAACCAAAAUCGAUAUCGCCUAUUCUCAUGCAACAUCGGAACAAUGACAUUAUAAGCUCGAUCAAUACGGCGCGUAAUCGGGCCUACAGCUUGGACGUGCCAAUAGGUCGGAAUUGUUGUCGAAGUUUAAGUGGAAGCACAGCCGGAGGAGGAGGAUCUAGUUGUGGAGGAAGCCACAAAAGUUUAACAUUUUCGCUGAACAAGUCACUGAAUGAGGAAGCAAAUGAUAAUACGAUAAGCUCCGGAGGCGUUGGCGGAGGUGUUAUACGUCAUCCACAAAUAGAUGACGCCACAAAAAGUGGGGGUAGCAUUAGUGAAAGCAUUUGACAACAACACCCUUACGAACCAUCACUGCAGGGAAUCCUGUUGGCUUCGAGCUCUCUGCAAACUGAUUCUCCUACCCCUCCGUUGUCUUCGAGGCAGUCACAUCAGUUACAACCAGCGAGCAGUAGUUCCGGUGGCAGUAAUCCAGCGCCACCACUGUUGCAAUACAACCGUAGACAAUCGUCACAGGAAGGUGCUGGAUCUGGUGGUGCCUCUGGCUAUCAGCGAGCUCCAUAUGCCGAGUCGGAAUCGAUUUCAUCCAAACACACCUCGGUACUGGUCAGCUAUUGGGCUUGUUUGACAGAACGGUUGAGCUCCAUGAUAUGCAAGUGCUGCGAGAGAACACUUCCUCCAGCAGAGAGUGUCUGAGAGCAGGUUCAUUGAAGGGUAGUUGCUGCAAAAAAAGAAGCAGCAGUGCAACAUGGUUCGAUGGGUGUUAUGACUCUUACUGAAGGUAUCAAGUUUCCGAAUCAUGGGUCAAAUUUUGAGCGAUUUUCGAGUCAUACUUAAAAAAAACUGACCAAAAACAAAACAGAAUAUACGACAAAUUUGACUUACAUAAAGAAAAAAACUGAACAAAAUAAAACAACUAGAAUUAAUUGUAAUACUCCCACAGUUUCACAUCUCCUAUACCACCUUUUGCUGUUAACAAAUCGAACAUUCAACCGAAAAACGAACAUAUCACUUUCUACUGUUCAAAAAACGUCAAACGAUACAAACAUUUAGCCAAAACUAUGCGUCAAUCCGAAUUUAUGCACCUGUUUGGCACAUUUGUGGAACCCGGUAGUGCAUUGAAACAAAGGUUUAUCGAUCACUAUCAAGCCAAAACAUUCUCAAUUUUGUUUAUCUCUUAAUAACACGAAUAUUGAGCAUACAAAUGACAAACAAAUACUCUAAGCCUUUGUUUCAUCUAUACUCACCUGGUGAGCUCGUUCCAUUUUGAUUUUUUAAAAAAAAAUACGCAAACCCGUUUCACGUGCGAUCCUGAUAUGUCAAAAUUGUAAACAUCCAUUUUUCGGGUCGCGCCUAACUGUAGUCUAUCGACCUAAUGCAGAAAAAUAUUACAGCAGGGCUCCAGUUAAUGAUAGCCGCUACUGGACAACUUAUUUAACGUAUAAAUGAAACAACACUGACUAUCGACUAGAUAUGAUUGAAAAUUCAUGUUGCAGGCGACAUUAUAAAUAAACUGAUGAUUGUAGAACUCACAACAGCGUAUGCUGAUAUACAUAUUUAAAUCAAUUCAAUUGAUAUUCGUUUGGGAAAUUCACACUGGAGGUGAAAUGAUGUGCGGCAAAUGGACACAUGCCGCUCCCCCAAUCGUAAUUCAGUAUCAAUGUCUCUUAAUAGAACCAGAUAGACUAAUAGCAAUUGCGAACAGUUAGAGUCGAAAGCAAGACAUAAAUGUAGUUAAAUCCUAAGUGUUAGCUCGUUUGAACUCUGGUGGUGUAUGAUAAUCAAACGAACUUACUGGAAAUCAGUGCGAAAAGACUAAUCUUAUAAAAUCAUAGUAACUGGUGCGAAUAAACGGCAUAUGCCGGAUCCUUAAAACCCCGAAGGAAUAGAAGAAGUAUUUUCAAAGUUGAUCAAAUUGAAGAACGGUUAGUCAAACUUAGACUUUGUGCCACAUGAAACUGAAAUUAAAACGAUUCCUCUUUUUCCCAGUCCAAACCAAACAGAAACAAUGCAACCCACCAUUUUACAAUUAUUAGGAAACUAGAACUUAAAAUCCUCGCUGACAAGUAUUCGGCUCCGGAAAUAAAAAAAAAAUGAAUGAAAAUUAUUAGAAGAUAAAUGGACCAACGUAUGUUUCAAUUCCCGAAUAAACAAUCGUCUUCUAGUGGUAGUCGAGAAUGCAAAUCUCGUGGCAAAUAAUUAAAUCGAACGCAAAAUCGGACCUAGAGUAGGUGAAAAUUUAAUGUUUCAAAUUAAGGUGAAGGUUGGCUGCGUACAUUUGGAAAACCGCCUCACCGUUUUCGGACACGUUCCUGGCUGAACCAAUCAAUGUAGUUAGCCAUUCCUGCUGACUAUGUUGAACGCGUCGCUUCGUUCGUGUCCUCGAAACUGCUAUGUGGGAAGCAGCCGGCCACAGUGGUGGCCAUCUUUGGUACUCUUCCAACCUUGUCCUUAAAUCCGCAAGGUAAAUAAAACAAAAAUAAAACAGAGGUGUCAUACUUAUAAAUGUGAUUUCAGUGGCAUAGUUGAUAACGAAAGCACAACAGUGUGGAAGUUUAGUCGAAUUCGUAAAGAGACAAGUUCUAUCGGACAAGCGGUGUAAUCUUUAAAAUUUAACAUAAGUAUAAUAAUUAUUAAACCUAAUUGGUAAGUUAUUCGAGAGGGCUUUAGCGAAAGAAUACGAUAUUUAGUGGCGAACGCCUUCGAGGGGAUUCAACCGAUAUAAACCAUGAACACUAAAGAAACUAGAGAGGAUCUAAAUUAUAUAUGUAUAUUAUUGCAAUGAAGGUUGGCGCUUGGCGGACUGUCUGGAAUAACGAGUUAUUGGAAAAGAUCAGUGAACUGAAUGAAGAAAAAAGUAAUUUGAAACAUGAGAAAACGCAUCGGACAACUAUACUGGAAAAUAAAGAGAUGUAAGUGAUAUAAUGAUAAACCAGA